Molecule: messenger RNA, 2066 nt
Organism: Erinaceus europaeus (western European hedgehog)
Lineage: Eukaryota; Metazoa; Chordata; Mammalia; Eulipotyphla; Erinaceidae
Gene: CDKN2C
Product: cyclin dependent kinase inhibitor 2C
Exons: 3
Coding region: 1196-1702 (168 amino acids)
Biological process (GO): negative regulation of cell population proliferation; regulation of cyclin-dependent protein serine/threonine kinase activity
Cellular component (GO): nucleus
Molecular function (GO): cyclin-dependent protein serine/threonine kinase inhibitor activity; protein kinase binding
Source: RefSeq, a predicted model, not a curated record
GCGGGUUUUCAACUCAAAAAGCGCUCAAUUUUUUUCUUUUCAAAAAAAGCUGAUGAGGUCGGAAAAAAAAAGGGGGGAGAAGAAACCGGCACAGUCUCUACAGCAGCAACAGAAGCAGCAAUUGUUUGAGCGGAAAAAGGAGUAGGAGAGGGAAGGAAGGAAAAGAGUAGAAAGGGGGACGACGUUCCCAAUGUCUGUUGGGUGAAGGGACAAGCCAUUGGGGGGGAGGAGCGCCGGCUACAAAAGAAACUGUCACCGGGAGCGCUCAGCUCGGGAGAAGGCGGUGCAGCCGGGCUCCGCUCGGGGGCACAGCUGGCUGGCGGCCGCUCUGGUCGGCGGUACAGUCUGGGAGCACCGGCUUGGGGGACCGCGAGAGGCUGGCGAGGUGGCACCCGGCGCCCGAGCCGCUGGGCUCUCGCCAAGAAUACGACGGGACUGGCAGCGCCCUGGGACUGUGAUUGCUGUGCCACGCUCAGAGCUUGGCUUGCGCCUCCCCGGACCCUCGGGAUCUCUGGAGACUCUCUGAAAUCCAGGAAAGGAAAGCAAAGGCAGCAGCUCCACCAGCGCCUCUAGUAGGAAGUCUGAGUUGACUUGGUCGUAGGCGGGAAGUCACUGGUGGGCUGCCCGGUGCAGCCGCGAUGCGGCCGCCAGCUGCCCCAGCAACCCCAGCUCUGUAGAGGCUUCUCGCAACGCCCUCGCUCUUUCUCGGACUGCUAGGAGUCCCAGGACCCGGCGGUGCCGGCAUGACCGGCUUGCCGAGGGCCCGCCGCGCGCCGGGCAGUCUCCGGAGACGCGCGCCCAGCCUGGCUCCCACGGCCUCGGAGGCUCGGCGGGGCUUCGGCAGCCGGGCGGGCGGGCUUCGGAGCCUUCCCGUGCCGCACUAGCCCGCGGCUGGGCCGGGACGCACGUUCAGGCUCCUCCCUAGAAGUCGAAGCUACUGGUGUGUCCUUAGGACCUGUAAUUUGGGGGGGGGGGUGCUAAGGAACUGCUACUCCCGUUAGCCUUUGGCGAUCUUCUUUUAACUCCCCCUCCGGAGCAACUCAGCAUCCAGCCUCCGCAGCGCUCAGACUGCCACCCAGGACUCUGGACAAGCCCUUCGGCUAGACGGAUGGAGACCAACCCCCACCAAGGACCUGCCCCUGCACUUCUGGCUCGCUCGGCUCUAGUCACCACCGUGAACCAGGGACCGUAAAGAAUGGCCGAGCCUUGGGGGAACGAGUUGGCGUCCGCAGCUGCCAGGGGGGACCUAGAGCAACUCACUAGUUUGUUGCAAAAUAAUGUAAACGUCAAUGCACAAAAUGGAUUUGGAAGGACUGCACUGCAGGUUAUGAAACUUGGAAAUCCUGAGAUUGCCAGGAGACUACUACUGAGAGGUGCUAAUCCCGAUUUGAAAGACCAAACUGGUUUCGCUGUCAUUCAUGAUGCAGCCAGAGCAGGUUUCCUGGACACUUUACAGACUUUGCUGGAAUUUCAAGCUGAUGUUAACAUCGAGGAUAAUGAAGGGAACCUGCCCUUGCACUUGGCUGCCAAAGAAGGCCACCUCCCCGUGGUGGAGUUCCUUGUAAAGCACACUGCCAGCAAAGUGGGGCAUCGUAACCAUCAGGGGGACACCGCCUGCGACUUGGCUAGGCUCUACCGCAGGAACGAGGUGGUUAGCCUGAUGGAAGGAAAUCAGGUGGAGGGAGCUGCUAAUCUGCAAUGAGUGUGGGGAGGGCUUUCCCACACUGCCUUCUAUUUUGUCAGUAAUUGGUUCACUGUCUUAUUUCAACCUAUUUGUUAAAAUUCAGUUUUGUUAUAUUUUAAGCAGCUAGUUAAAUCUUCUGAAACUGCUAAGUGGAAAUCUUAACACAGAUUUAUGGCUAUAUUUAAGCAACAUUUUUUUUCUUCAGCAAAAUCAUAAGUUCUAACAUGUAAUUGCAAAUAGCUUUGGCUUUCUUCUGCAUAUAUAUAUAUUUCUUUUUCUUUGCUUUUUCCACUAUCAGUCUCAGUACCUACUUGGAGACUUUGUUUUUAAAAUGGUUUGUUCUGAUGCUUCUUUUGCCUAAUUAAAACACAUUUUCAAAACA